Molecule: messenger RNA, 3160 nt
Organism: Lolium perenne
Lineage: Eukaryota; Viridiplantae; Streptophyta; Magnoliopsida; Poales; Poaceae
Product: receptor kinase-like protein Xa21
Biological process (GO): protein phosphorylation
Molecular function (GO): ATP binding; protein binding; protein kinase activity
Source: RefSeq, a predicted model, not a curated record
AUGCCAAUUGGGAUGAUGGUCAUGAGCAUGCUAUGGUCACUUAUCUCUGUCCUGAUGAUCGCCAUGGUGAGGGCUAGCGAUGAGGCCUCGUUGCUUGCUUUCAGAGCACAACUCAGCGGUGGCGGCUCUCCUGCGCUGGCCUCGUGGAAUGACAGCGCCCACUUCUGCCGCUGGGAGGGCGUGACGUGCAGCCACCGGAGGCCAGCACGGGUGGUUGAGCUGAGAUUGAACAGCACCGGGCUCACCGGAGAGCUCUCCCCAGCCAUCGGGAACCUCACGUUCCUGCGGACGCUGGACCUGAGCUUCAACUGGCUGAACAGGGAGAUCCCUGCGAGCCUCGGGCGCCUCCACCGCCUGCAGAGGCUCUACUUGAAUGACAACGCGUUCUCCGGCGCGUUCCCUGCAAACCUGACCUCCUGCGCCAACAUAACCAUAAUGGGACUGCAUCACAACAAGCUUCGCGGGCAUAUCCCGGCUGAGCUUGGCGAAAAGCUCGGGUCCCUGGAAGUAAUCAUCCUGAGAAACAACAGCUUCACUGGGCCUAUCCCAGCAUCACUGGCCAAUCUGUCCUAUCUACAACACCUUGAUCUCGCCUAUAACCAUUUCGUGGGCUCAAUCCCACCAGGGCUCGGCAGCAUCCAAAGCAUGUGGUGGUUUAGUGUCUUCAGCAACGAUCUCUCUGGUAUGAUUCCACCUACUCUUUACAACUGGUCGUCACUGGAAUUAUUUGAGGUGGGGGUAAAUAUGUUGUACGGAAGCAUUCCGGAUGAUAUCGGCAACAAGUUCCCCAAGAUAAAAGUUCUCAAUUUGGGUGCUAAUCAGUUCACUGGAGCCAUCCCGUCCUCAAUAUCCAAUCUAUCUCAUCUCACAGAACUUCGCCUCAGGGAAAAUAGAUUUAGUGGGUAUGUGCCUGCCACUUUGGGGAGCAUGGGAGCUCUCCAACAUCUGGACCUGUCCCAAAACAAGCUUGAAGCGAAUGACAUCAAAGGUUGGGAAUUCAUCACUUCUUUGGAGAACUGCAGCCAACUAGAGCACUUGUCACUUGGAGGCAACUCUUUUGGAGGACAACUACCUGGUUCAAUUGUGAACCUCUCAACGACUCUCCAGAAGUUAUACAUAAUGGACAGCAGGGUCUCUGGGGGUAUUCCUGCGGGUAUAGGCAAGUUGAUUGGACUCAACUUGCUUGCCAUAGCAAAUACCUACAUAUCCGGAGUGAUACCAGAGAGUAUUGGCCAGCUAGAAAACUUGAAGGAGCUAGGCUUGUAUAACAAUAGCUUGUCUGGCCACAUACCAUCAUCACUAGGGAACCUUUCACAGUUAAACAGACUUUUAGCAUACUAUGGCAACCUGGAAGGACCCAUUCCGGCAAGCCUGGGGGAGUUGAAAAACCUAUAUGUACUUGAUUUGUCAACAAAUUACAGACUUAACGGUUCAAUACCUAGAGAGAUUUUGAAAUUGCCAGACCUUUCUUACUACUUGGACUUGUCAUACAACUCCCUUUCUGGAUCCCUUCCAUAUGAAGUUGGUAGUUUGGCAAAUCUUAACCAGCUGAUUCUAUCAGGAAACCAGUUAUCUGGCAAGAUACCAGAGAGCAUUCAGAACUGUGUAGUGCUGGAAUGGUUAUUAUUAGACAACAAUUCGUUUGAAGAAAGCAUACCUCAAUCACUGAAGAAUCUAAAGGGGCUCAGUAAACUUAACCUGACCAUGAAUAAGUUCUCUGGCAAUAUUCCUGAUGCCCUUGGUAGCAUUGGAAACCUGCAGGAACUGUACCUAGCACACAACGACUUGUCUGGAUCGAUCCCGACAGUUCUACAAAAUUUGACAUCAUUGUCCAAACUGGAUGUAUCCUUCAAUAAUUUGCAAGGCGAGGUGCCAGAUGGAGGUGUUUUCAAAAACAUCAAUUACACAGCAGUUGCUGGGAAUAUCAAUCUGUGUGGUGGUACACCUAAACUUCACUUGGCUCUAUGCUCCACAGGCCCCUUAAGAAAGGACAAAAAAAGGAUUCGGGAGUCUCUUGUGUUUUCUCUAGCGGCAAUUGGAACAAUCUUCUUGUCACUUUCAGUUAUUCUUCUUGUUUGCAUAUUUCACAAGAAGCUCAAACAAGGCCAAAAGACAAUAGUGCAAUAUUCAAUCGGUGAGGAACAUUACGAGAGAAUCCCCUAUCAUGCAUUACUCAGAGGAACUAAAGGAUUUUCAGAUGAUAAUUUGCUUGGGAGAGGAAGUUAUGGUGUGGUUUAUAAAUGUGUCUUUGGCAAUGAGGAAAGAACCAUGGCUGUCAAGGUGUUUAACCUUGGUCAAUCCAAGUGUUCCAAGAGUUUUGAGGCUGAAUGUGAGGCCAUGAAAAGGAUACGACACCGUUGUCUCAUAAAGAUCAUUACUUCUUGUUCAAGCGUCAACCACCAAGGUCAAGAGUUCAAGGCAUUAGUUUUUGAGUUCAUGCCCAAUGGCAGUUUGGAUGGUUGGCUUCACCCAAAAUCUCAAGUGCCAAGUGCAAACAACACGCUCAGCCUUGUCCAGAGGCUUGAGAUCGCUGUCAAUAUUGUGGACGCAGUAGAAUAUCUCCACAACUACUGUCAACCAUUGGUAAUCCAUUGUGAUCUUAAGCCAAGCAACAUUCUUCUUGCUGACGACAUGAGCGCCCGAGUUGGAGACUUUGGCAUAUCAAGGAUUAUUCAAGAAAAUACAAGUGAGACGAUACAAAACUCAUAUAGCUCAACUGGAAUUAGAGGUUCCAUAGGAUAUGUUGCUCCAGAGUAUGGAGAAGGCUCUGUGGUCUCACCUCCUGGUGAUAUUUACAGCCUUGGCAUAUUGCUGCUUGAGAUGUUUACCGGAAGGAGCCCAACAGAUGACACAUUCAGCGAUUCAUUAGGUCUGCACAAGUUUGCUGAGGAUGCUCUUCCAGAUAGAACCUUGGAGAUAGCUGACCCAACAAUCUGGCUGCACGGAGAACCACGUGAUAAUGUUACUAGUAGAAUCCAGGAGUGCUUGGUUUCCAUAUUCAGGCUUGGCAUAUCCUGCUCAAAGCAACAGCCCCGAGACCGUACAUUGACAAGAGAUGCAGCUGCAGAGAUGAAUGCAAUCAGAGAUGCAUACAUUGCGUUUGUUGCUAGCUCAUAGUGGAAUGCGGAGCAGAAAGAGAAGCCUCGGCACAAGACAUGAU